Molecule: messenger RNA, 2441 nt
Organism: Pogona vitticeps (central bearded dragon)
Lineage: Eukaryota; Metazoa; Chordata; Lepidosauria; Squamata; Agamidae
Gene: NEIL3
Product: nei like DNA glycosylase 3
Biological process (GO): base-excision repair
Cellular component (GO): nucleus
Molecular function (GO): DNA N-glycosylase activity; damaged DNA binding; zinc ion binding
Source: RefSeq, a predicted model, not a curated record
GGCAGGGCGGAGGCGGAAGCGCCGAGCCCGCCGGGGAGGAGCAGCCUCUUAGGGCAGGCGGCGGGAAAUUUGAACUGAGGCUGGCGCUCCGUUUGCGGUCCCUUAAGCGGAGCCAGGAUGGUGGAAGGGCCCGGCUGCACGCUGAACGGCGAAAAGCUGCGGGCCCGCGUUGCCCCGGGGCAGGUCGUCAAGUUCGUGAGGGGAACGGCGCUUCAGCCGCCGUGCUUCGGAGGGACAGGAGGCGUCGCCGCCGCCACCGCCUCGGACGCGAUGGCCAGAAAUAAAGCCUCCAGUCAAGAUUUCUUCAAUGUGCUAGCUGGAUGUGUGUACAGUGGCGUGGAAACUUUGGGCAAAGAACUUUUCAUGUUUUUUGGACAGAAAGCCUUAAGGAUUCACUUUGGCAUGAAUGGCUCUUUGCACUUAAAUACAGAUGGAAGACAGAACAGAAGCAGAGCACCGGCUGUCCUGGAAAUACAGCUUACUGUUGAUUUGGUUUCUUUCUAUGAUGCAACUGUAGAGCUUAGGAAUGCUGCUGAUAGUGAGCAGAAGAUUAGAAUGCUGGGAGACCUGGAUAUAUGUUCUUCAAAAUUUAGUUUUUUAAGAGCAGAAAGUGAGAUUAAGAAGCAAAAUGGCCGUAUGUUAUGUGAUGUAUUGCUCGAUCAGGCCAUUCUACCUGGUGUGGGAAAUAUCAUAAAAAAUGAAGCACUUUUUGAUAGUGGUCUCCAUCCAGUUGUUAAAGCUUGCCAGUUAACAGAUGAACAAGUACAUCUCUUGGUGAAAAUGACUCGUGAUUUCACUCUACUUUUUUAUAAGUGUCGCAAGACAGGAUCAGCAUUAUAUAAGCAUUACAAAGUGUACAAACGCCCUAGUUGUGGUCAAUGCAGAGGAAAGAUCACAGUGUGCCGUUUGGGAGAGAAUAACAGAAUGACGUACUUCUGUCCUCAGUGCCAAAAGGACAAUCCACAGCUUGUGGAUCCAAGCAAACUGCCAGGAAGAAGUAGUUUAAUUGGCUGGGCAUACAGCAGGAGGUCAUGUUCUAAAGAACAAGUCACUCAGAAAUUGGACGAGAAGUGGGCCUGUACGCUCUGCACUCUAAUAAACAAACCUUCUGAAAAAAAUUGUGGUGCAUGCUUGACUCCAAGGCCCAAAGUUCAAAACAUUCCGAAUAAUGAAGCUUUAGCACCUUUUAACAGUGACCUAGUCAAGUACCCCUGCAAUAACUUUGGAAAAUCAAGGACAGAAAUUAAGAUCAACAGGAAGACUGCCUUUGGAACAACAACUCUGGUACUGACAGAUUUUGCUAGUAAAUCUGUUCAGAUAAAGCGUGGAAGUGAAAAUCUCACCCCAGAUGGAAGCUCUCUGUGUGAUUCUUCAAGAAAUGAUUAUAACAGUACUUAUCACAAUACAGUAAAUACACCAAGACCUUUCUCCUAUCAAUAUAAUUCUUCAAAGCCGGCACAGAAGAAACAGAAGAUUGAUUAUUCAUCUUCCGUUGGGUCUUUCGCUUUGAAUUUAACAAGCAGAGCACCUCCGGAUAAUAUGACAGAUGGCUCUUGUACAUUAAAUGCUGGCAGCCCUCGCUGCAGUAAACACAACCGUUUCUGUGUUCUUCGCAUCGUGAGGAAGGACGGAGAAAACAAGGGCAGGCAAUUUUUUGCUUGUCCUUUAUCUGGAGAAGCCCGAUGUGACUAUUUUGAAGUACGUGAGACUGUAUGGGCAGACCAUCAUUUUCCCUUCUGCAAUCAUGCGAAGCGCUGCAUUAUGAGGACAGUGUUGAAGAUCGGCCCUAAUAAUGGAAAGAAUUUCUUUGUGUGCCCUCUGGGGAAGGAGAAGCAGUGUGACUUCUUCCAGUGGGCAGAAAAUGGUCCAGGGAUGAAGAUUAUCCCAGGAUGCUGAACCAUUCAUCUCCAAUACACCACUGGGUAUUAAUCUUUUCAAACUGUGUGUGCUGUACGACUCUUCUCUGGAAGAUACUUUAAGAGGGUUGUGAUCAAGUGCCAUCUUCUGAUUGCAAAUCCAUCUUGAUUAUAUAUAUGAACAUUCCUUCUUUUCUCCCUCCUUCAAACUGGUAUUUUCUGCUCAUUCUUUUUUUAAGGUGUUUUAUCUAACUCUAAAAAGCCUCAGAUGACAGCAUUAACAUAUCCCAAUGUGCAUUCUAAGUGUCUUUUGUGGCCUUGGUUCUUGGCACUUUUCAGGUCUUUCAAAAGUACGGCGGGGGGGAGUAGAAAAUUGCUUGGCUUGGUUGGCUCUCACACUACCGCAAUCUGUCAAUGAAAUAAUGUGUAUGUGUUGGAGUUUAUCUGUGUCAUUUGUCCUUCAGCAUUUUUUUCACAUUCUCAAUUUAGUUUUCGAUAGAAGUUUUAUUUCAAUGCAUUUAAGAUGAAUGAAUUUUAAUAUACUUUGUAAUCAGUUAUGAAAGAUUGAUAUAUUCAAUAAAAUAU